Molecule: messenger RNA, 1158 nt
Organism: Oppiella nova
Lineage: Eukaryota; Metazoa; Arthropoda; Arachnida; Sarcoptiformes; Oppiidae
Source: the annotation of a GenBank genome assembly
AUGUUGAAAACGAUCGCAAAGUUUGUGAACAAACACUCAUUUUCUAGUCAUUUGUUGUAUGCAUUAGUCAUAAGACUUGUAUUGAUUAUAUUGAGUGAAAUUCAAGACAAAUACCUGACUCUCAAGUAUACGGACAUCGACUACACCAUCUUCAGCGACGGGGCCCGACAUGUGUGGGCCGGACGCUCGCCAUACCUGAGGGACACCUACCGAUACACACCACUCAUUGCCGCACUUCUUGUGCCUAAUAUCACUCUAUGGCCACAGUUUGGGAAAGUCUUGUUUUCGGUGUUGGAUGUCGUGACCGGCGCUCUUGUCUAUCACAUCUGUGGCCACCAUUUGGACCAACGAAGAGCCAAAUGGUGUGCCAUUAUAUGGCUCUACAAUCCAUUACCGGCCAUCAUAUCGACGCGUGGAAGCGCUGAGUCUGUGGUCACAACACUAGUCCUCUUAACCAUCUUAUGUGUACUCAAUCGACAGCUAGUCUUCGGCGGACUUUUGUAUGGAUUUGUAAUCCAUUUCAAAGUCUAUCCAAUCGUUUAUAUUCCGGCGCUUUAUCUCUAUUUAACUAAAAGUCAGAAACUGUGGAAAGCCUUCAAACCUAAUGUGAAAAAACUGAAGUUCUUUACGUCGGCUGCCAUUGGGUUCGUUGUCCCCACUUAUGGCUCGUAUUAUCUCUACGGACGGCUUUACUUAGAGGAGGGUUGGCUCUACCACUUGCACCGCAAGGAUCCCCAACACAACUUCAGUCCGUAUUUCUAUGUCUACCACUUGUUUAAAGCCGAAGAACAGCAGAAACUGUUCGCUUAUCUGGCAUUUGUUCCCCAAUUCCUGUCUGUCCUGUCGAUAGCCAUGUAUUACUGUUUGUCUUCGAAACAUAAAUUCCAAGACUUGAUGUUUGGUGUCUUCGCUCAGACCACAGCUUUCGUGACACUAAACAAAGUGAUUACUUCUCAAUACUUUCUCUGGUAUUUAUGUCUUUUGCCUCUCGUGUGGCCAUACAUUAGACUCAGUCCUAAGCAAUGGAUUCUUGUGCUCGUUGUCUGGCUCUUAAGUCAGGCUCAAUGGCUAUUACCGGCCUAUUUGUAUGAGUUCCAGCACUGGGACUGUCUGUUCUGGAAAGCACCGCAAAAGCCAAUAGUUUUUAACUUACCGUAG